Messenger RNA from Fusarium musae, 456 nucleotides. RefSeq lists its product as uncharacterized. Bases 1 to 456 code for a protein of 151 amino acids. The record is from RefSeq and is a predicted model, not a curated record. NCBI's taxonomy places the organism in Eukaryota, Fungi, Ascomycota, Sordariomycetes, Hypocreales, Nectriaceae. Gene Ontology annotation, molecular function: oxidoreductase activity. The transcript has 3 exons.
AUGGUUAGUUGGUGGGACGAAACGCGUGAUGCGGGCAAUUUCAUGAACUUGCCGGCUCUUGAUCCCGAGACAGGAUUGGGAGGAAACGGCACCGGUCCGGAUAAUUGUGUUACUGAUGGUCCUUUCGCAAAUUCCACUCUCGAUAUUGGUCCCGGUCAAACCUUGACUGAUCAUUUCUUGUCCCGCAAAGUCAAUGAGAUUAACAGCACCCUCGGUAACGAAACCUAUGUUCAGGAAUGCCAUGAUAGGAGCACCUACCUCGAUUUCUGGGAGUCAACCGGUUUCACAACCCACGGCGCCGGUCACAGUAGAGUCGGAGGAGUUAUGGAGGAUAUUGAUGCAAGCCCUGGUGGCCCUUCUGCCCAGGGCGGAACUGGAGAAACAACUUUGGACUAUAUCAUGACUACCUACGGCAUUCGUCCCAAUGGUACUGUCAAGGAGGUCAUGGGUAUUUAA